AUGACGCUCUACUACACUCUCGUGUUUGGUCUUCUCAUGGCCGAGAUGGCGCUGUUUAUGCUGCUGCUCGUGCCGCUGCCGUUCAGCGCCAAGCGCAAGAUCUUUACCUUCAUCUCCGAGAGCCCGGUGAUAGCCAAAUUGCAGUACUGGAUGAAGAUUACGUUCUUCUUCAUCUUAAUACUCUUCGUCGACAGUCUCAACCGGGUCUACAGGGUGCAGCUCGAGGUCAUGGCCGCCCACGAGCACGCUGUUAAGGGAAAUGCUGCCGCCGUCAUGGGAUCCGAGCGCCUCGAAGUCCAGGCCCGCAAGUUCUACUCCCAGCGCAACAUGUACCUCUGCGGCUUCACGCUGUUCUUGUCCCUGAUCCUCAACCGCACCUACGUCAUGAUUCUGGAAGUCAUGCGCCUGGAGGACAAGCUGAGGGCCUACGAGGGCACCAGCCAGAACACCAAGGAGAGCGAGAAGCUGGCCGUUGCCGGAAAGCCGGGCGAGCUCGCCGCCCUCAAGAAGAAGCUUGAGAAGAAGGAGCAGGAUCUCGAGAACCUGAAGAAGCAGGCGGAGCAGCUGAACAAGGCCUACUCUGAGCUUAGCGACAAGUAUGCCGCUACUCAGAUUGAUGGCGAAAGCCGCAAGGCCAGAUAA
This is a messenger RNA of Trichoderma citrinoviride, 642 nucleotides long. RefSeq names its product B-cell receptor-associated 31-like protein. The record is from RefSeq and is a predicted model, not a curated record. The transcript is spliced from 4 exons. Bases 1 to 642 code for a protein of 213 amino acids. Gene Ontology annotation, cellular component: endoplasmic reticulum membrane; endoplasmic reticulum. NCBI's taxonomy places the organism in Eukaryota, Fungi, Ascomycota, Sordariomycetes, Hypocreales, Hypocreaceae. Gene Ontology annotation, biological process: intracellular protein transport; endoplasmic reticulum to Golgi vesicle-mediated transport.